Dimorphilus gyrociliatus is the source of this 1456-nucleotide messenger RNA. NCBI's taxonomy places the organism in Eukaryota, Metazoa, Annelida, Polychaeta, Dinophilidae. The record is from the annotation of a GenBank genome assembly.
AGAAUGAGACCAGUUUUCAAAAAUGGCGGAGAGAAAGCGACAAAAGAAAGGAUCUGAGGAUGAACACAAACGGACGAAGCAAGAGACCGAAGUGGCCAAGUUCCUUCGAUUCAAUGUCCCCGUCAAAGAAGGAAAGAUAGCCGAUGUUCCUGGCAUGGUGGUUACCUAUUUUACUGCUAAAGAUGCGGUUGACUAUCUAAUGGAUUCAAAAUGGGCGUCAAAGAAACCAAUAUUAUUUACUGAUAGGGCGUCGUGCGUGAAUUAUUGUCAAACGUUGCUAAUAAAGGAAACUUUCCAGCGUUUAGAAAAAAAGAAACGCUCAAAGAAGAAAGAAGAUGAAUUGGACAAUAAAAUAGCAAAAAAAAAAAGUAAAAAAAAAGACAAAGAGGAAAGCGAAACUGAAAAAGAAAAAAAGGAUUCAAAAAGUAAAAAAGACGGAAAGAAAAAGAAAAAGAAAAUGAUACACUUUGCUUUGGAUGAAAUUCAAGAAUUUAAAGAUGGAGAAAAUUAUUAUGCCUGGACAUAUGAUCCUGUACCUCUAAAAGCUUAUGUCAUUGGUACAUUGAUGGUUUUAGGGGCAAUAGGUGUAUGCCUUUACCCACUUUGGCCACUAACAGUUAGACAGGGUGUAUACUAUUUAUCGUUGGCAGCUGCUGUGUGCAUAGGCAUCUUUAUAGUUUUAUGUAUUUUACGUACAAUAAUAUUUGCUCUCGUAUGGCUUACUACGAUGGGAGAACAUCAUCUGUGGAUACUGCCUAAUCUGACUGAGGAUUGUGGUUUCUUUGAAUCUUUUAAACCGUUUUAUUCGCAUAGUCUGGCUGAAUCAAGUAAGAAAAAACUGGAAGACAGUAAAAAUAAGAAGUCGAAAGAUGAAGAAAAUAAAAAAACUGAAAAAUCAGACGAGCAAACAACUGCCGAAGAAACAAAAAAAGAUAAUGAAGAUGAUAAACAAGAUGAGAGUGAAGAAGAUGAACAACAAGUAGAAACAACAGAUAAUGGUUAUGAAAUAUUGGAUGAUGACGAAUUGGCAGAAUUCUUACGCGGGGAAAUGGAUAAAGAAAUCGUAAAACAUCGUGGUAGUUGCCACUGUAAAGCCGUUACUUUCGAAGUUUUAGCUCCGGAAAUUGUAGACGUUUUCCAUUGCAAUUGUACGAUUUGUGUCAAGAAACAAGGAUGGCAUUUUAUGGUUCCGAAAGAAAAUUUCCAAAUAUUGAGCGGUGAAGAUAAGCUCUCAACUUAUAAAUUCAACACUGGUACUGCCAGUCAUCUUUUUUGCAAGGAAUGUGGAAUUCAUUCAUUCUAUUAUUCUCGUUCUCAUCAAACAAGUGUUGCAAUUAUGCCUCAUUGUAUAGAUUCAGGAACUAUUAAGAAGGAGAAUAUUGUUCAUUUUGACGGUUUAAACUGGGAAAAAAGUUAUACCGAAGCUAAAGAAAAGAAAGGAGGACAUUUUAAUUAA